Lasiodiplodia theobromae is the source of this 1164-nucleotide messenger RNA. Its product is annotated as Proteasome regulatory particle subunit. Gene Ontology annotation, biological process: ubiquitin-dependent protein catabolic process. The transcript has 3 exons. Bases 1 to 1164 code for a protein of 387 amino acids. Gene Ontology annotation, molecular function: structural molecule activity. Gene Ontology annotation, cellular component: nucleus; proteasome regulatory particle, lid subcomplex; cytosol. NCBI's taxonomy places the organism in Eukaryota, Fungi, Ascomycota, Dothideomycetes, Botryosphaeriales, Botryosphaeriaceae. The record is from RefSeq and is a predicted model, not a curated record.
AUGGCGGGACCGACGGCCAAAGACCUGGAGAUGAUUCCGGACUACCUCGCCGAGCAGCGCGACGCCGCUCCCGAUGACCUGCAACCCUUCUUCCUGAACUUCGAGGACUACUGGGAGCGCAAGCUGUGGCACGAGCUUACCGACUCUUUGGUCGAGUUCUACAGCCACCCGCAGAGCGCCCCCCAGCGGAUAAACCUGUUCAACACCUUCGUUCGCACCUUCGCCGACAAGAUCAACCAGCUGAAGCUCGUCACCCUGGGCCUGAGCGCCGCGUCGCAGUUCAAGGAUGACAAGGAGCGCCUGACCUUCCUCCAGAGCCUUGCCGACAAGGCCAACAAGCCUGCCUCUCAAGAUGCAUACGUUUACGCUACCGUCGCCGUGGCGAGUGUCCAACUACAGCUGCGCGACUUCCCCGCCUCACGGAAGAAGCUUGACGAGAGCGAGCGAAUUCUGGACUCGUUCGACACGGUCGAGACGGUCGUUCAUGCAUCCUUCUACCGCGUGAACGCCGAAUACUACAAGUCGCAACACGAGUUCGCCUCGUACUACAAGAACGCUCUGCUCUUCCUCGCAUGCGUCGAUAUUUCCGAGCUGCCCCGCGAGGAAACCAUGCAGCGUGCUUACGACCUAAGCAUUGCAGCUCUCGUCUCAGACUCCAUCUACAAUUUCGGAGAGCUUCUUCUCCACCCCAUUCUCGACUCCCUUACCAACACUCCUCACGCCUGGCUCCGCGACCUCCUCUUCGCCUUCAACCGCGGCGACCUGGCUGCUUACGACGUCCUCUCCGGAAACAUCUCUAAGAACAACCUCCUCAAGGAGCACCAACAGUUCCUGUACCAGAAGAUCUCUCUGGCCGCCCUUACCGAGACGGUCUUCCGCCGCCCGCCUCAGGACCGCGCCAUGACCUUCCAGGCCAUCUCCCAGGAAACCAAGGUGCCCAUCGACCAAAUUGAGCACCUGAUCAUGAAGGCGUUGAGUUUGGGUCUGCUGAAGGGAACAAUUGACCAGGUGGAUCAGAUUGCCAAGAUCAACUGGGUUCAGCCGAAGGUGCUGGACAUGAAGCAGAUCGAGGGCAUGAGGACUAGGCUGAGGGACUGGGAUUCGAGCGUCAAUCAGUUGGGUAACUGGAUCGAGACCGCCGGAAAGGAUGUGUGGGCUGCUUAG